AUGACAACGGCUCCCACCUCCGAGGCGGGAUACAGGAAUCGGGAUGGGGUCAUUAUAGAUGGAGAUAGACAAAACAGGAGUGAAAGGUUUCCGCACCCCAGUUUUGAGGAGCCGCCUCUUGUGCACCAUCUCAGAGUCCAGCUUCAGUCCAGGUGUCAAUCUCCCAAUGAAGCACAAGACCUGAGCAUGUCAUCUCUUCGUGCCCGAGAGAGGGAAAUGGAAAAAGAAAGAGAAAAGCAACAAAUGCAGCAGAUACGACAGCACGCUCCAGACAACCACAAUGCUUUACUGGUGCCUAAGGAGGAGCCUUUAAGCCCUGUGCCAUCCCCCCAUCAUAUGCCCACCCAAACCACUGUAGUUGGUAACACUACACACAGACACACUCCCAGGUCACCCUGCCUUACUCCCUCCACUAUUGGACAACACCCAGCUGAGCCUACGCGACUGACCCCCAGCACAUAUGAACGGACUUCUUACCCAGAUGGGACACCUGUUGACCGCCCCUCUGCCCAUGCGCUGCCCCUCCCCAGGCCUCCACUGGCCCCUUCUGAGGUUGACAACCAGAACAAUUCAAGACAUUUCCAACAGGUGGAAAACUAUACUGACCAGGAGUGCCCUCUAUCACUCACUGUACCAGACAAUUUCCGUUCUGACAAAAAGCAGGAUGACACCUUGCUAGUGCCCUCCUAUCCUCCUGGGACACUUCCUUUUGGUCCAUUGAGGAAAGUCAUGGUUCCUAACGGAACUGACCUGAAUAAAAUACCUUUCUACCCAGAUCCCUACCCACUGCUGUACGGACCCCAGCUGCUGGCCUACCCAUACAACUUAGCUGCUCUUCCUGUUACUCUGAACAUGAUGGCUCCUGGUGGAGACAAAGUUGAACCACUGCCUUUCCUCCCUGCCAUAUUUAACUACUCCACUGGGCCCUACAUGAGUGCAUCGCCACACCCCCUUGUGGCCAACACUACUCUCUACAGUAAUGGCAGCAGUGGAGGCAAGAGACAACGGGACAGCACCGGAAAACCAUAG
Messenger RNA from Knipowitschia caucasica, 1029 nucleotides. Lineage: Eukaryota; Metazoa; Chordata; Actinopteri; Gobiiformes; Gobiidae. The record is from the annotation of a GenBank genome assembly.